Molecule: messenger RNA, 14714 nt
Organism: Girardinichthys multiradiatus
Lineage: Eukaryota; Metazoa; Chordata; Actinopteri; Cyprinodontiformes; Goodeidae
Gene: bsnb
Product: bassoon (presynaptic cytomatrix protein) b
Exons: 12
Coding region: 188-11245 (3685 amino acids)
Biological process (GO): protein localization to synapse; presynaptic active zone assembly
Cellular component (GO): glutamatergic synapse; GABA-ergic synapse; cytoskeleton of presynaptic active zone
Molecular function (GO): structural constituent of presynaptic active zone; metal ion binding
Source: RefSeq, a predicted model, not a curated record
UGGAGCAGGGAUGCCUCUAGAAGUUGCUGGAUAAUAGCUCUUGAAGAUGGGAGUUGGAGAUCGUUGAUUUAGAUGAACUUCACAUCCCAAUUCAGAGUCACAUCACUGAGACAGUUCAGCAAAUCUGGCAACAUCCAACACCAGAAGAUGCUACAAUGUGCAAGAGUGGUUAUGUCUGAACUGUCAGAUGCAGAGAGCACUGGGGAUGGAUAUGACCACACCACGCUCCAAGAGUCAGCAACAGAUUCACUCUCCUUCUCAUCCAACCCAGCCUGAGUCCAAACCUGAUGCUACCAAACAGCCUGCACCUCAGCCUCAACCAAGUCCUCAGAAACAGCCCAUAGCUCAGGCCUAUUCAGCACCUGCCUCUACCAAACAGCCUGUUACAGGCGGUCCCAGUCAUCAACAACCCAAACUGCCUCCAGGGGCGGUCCCUCUCCCUGGGAUGGCCAAGGCCCCAUCCCAGCCAGACCUCUCUCGAGGCUCGCCUGCCCACCAGCCCCAACACCCCCGCCAAGAUCAGACUCGCAGUGCAGGAAGCUCCCCAUCACGACAACCCCCACCCCCAGAGCAGACAUUUGGAAAGCUGUUUGGCUUUGGUGCCUCCCUUCUAAACCAGGCCAGCACUCUCAUAUCUGAGACCACUCAACCCCAGCAACAACAACAGCCCCCAAAACCAGCUCCCAAACCUGGGGGGGCACCUGGUCCAGGACCUGGAGCAGCUAAGUCUUCAGGACAGCCUGCACAACAAGGGCCACAAGCACCACCUCAGCAACAACGGCAUGCUCCCCCUGAGUCUUCUAAGCCCAAAGCCUCCUGUCCUGUCUGUAAGACCAACCUUAACAUUGGUAAUGCGGCCGAGGAACCCAACUACAACACUUGCACACAGUGCCACUCCCAGGUGUGCAACAUGUGUGGAUUCAAUCCCACUCCACACCUACUUGAAAAGAAAGAAUGGCUCUGCUUAAACUGCCAAACACAGCGGGCUCUGUCAGGAAGCUUGGGAGAUACUCCACCUCCUGUAGCCCCCUCCAUGGGCUCUCCUUGGGCACCUAAUCCAUCCAAACAGCAAACACCUCAGCAGAAAGCACCCAGUCAAGUUCCAGGGCCUAGAACCACAGGUCCUCAACAACAGAAAUCUGCGGGUCCCCAAGUAAGUGGCCCUCCCUCUAAUGUAAAACAUGUUGGGCCUGCUCCUCAAUUGAAAGGGCUCAGCCAAGCCCCCCCUCAAACCAAGGGUUCUGCUCAGCCUCCCUCCCAACCUUCAUCUCAGAGUAAGGGACCAGCUCAAAUUAAAGGUCCUAGCCAGUCACAUGCUCAAAGUAAGGCCCCUGCACAGCCUGCUAACCAAGUGAAGGGCCCAAGUCAGGCCAAAGGGCCGACUCAGACAAAAGGAUCUGCUCAGCCCUCUGCUCAGACUAAGGGCCCUUCUCAUCCUUCUGGUGCCAAGGCUUCAUCUAGCUCUGGUAAAGCUGCUCCUAACCAUAACAAGGCUCCUACACCCUCAAAACCAGUUCCUACUCAGUCUAAACCCACAGGUAACAACCUGACCCGCAAACAACCGCAAAGCCAGGAGAAGACUAAAGUUGCAUCUAAAUCUCUAAAGGAAGAUGCCAAAGUCUCACCAAAGAAGAUUUUGUCAGAGACUGUGACUUCUUCACACGAGAUCAAGAUAGCAGAAGAAGAAAAGAAGUCAAGACACCAUGAAGACUCCAAUAAAUCAAGUACACAGAGCUUAAGUGACACUGGAUACUCUUCAGAUGGGAUCUCCAGCUACCAAGGGGAGAUUAUAGGUCAGAUCCGGGAAGAGAAAAUCAAGCUUAAUGAAAGAGGUGCUUCCAUCCCUUCAGACAUCAACAAAUUAGAGAGCUCUAUGAAACCUCUGCUCGAAUCAAAGACUGCCUCAGACUCAAAACAUAGACCGCAUUCACUUUCUGUGGGGCAAGAGCGAGACUACAGUCCUGAUGAAGAAACAGCAAGGGACGAGUCAGAGGAUGACCUCAGUUGUAAACUUCGCCAUGAUUAUGUGGAAGACAGCAGUGAAAGUGGUCUGUCACCAUUGCCAAUACGACAAAAGAAGUCCCACAAAGAUUUAACAGAUGAAGAAUACAUGAGGAGGCAGAUUAUGGAGAUGAGUGCUGAUGAAGAAGAAUUAGAAGAAUAUGGAAACCAGAAAACCAAAAAGACGCAUAAAACCAGUGGAGAUUCAGGCAAAGAGAGAAAGCGACUCUCUCAUCAGUCAAAUAGUUUUGAAGAAGACAAAAAAGCAUCUGAGGGUGCUUAUAAGGCAAAUGAAGAGGAAGAUGUUGUUAUGGCUGGAGGCCUUCGGCGUUUUAAGACUAUUGAGCUGAAUAACACAAACAGCUACAACCGGGACAUUGAGCUCAGUAAUGAGCAUGACCUACGAGAACCGGAGCUCGAAAUGGAGAGUCUGACUGGCUCACCAGAGGAGAGAUCCAAGGGCGAUUAUUCAUCCACUCUACCUGCCACAACUCCUAGCUACACUUCUGGAACAUCACCCACCUCUGUGUCAUCUAUGGAGGAUGACAGUGACAGCAGUCCUAGUAGAAGAGCACGACUUGAAGAGGCUAAGCAGCAAAGGAAAGCUCGACAUCGGUCCCAUGGGCCUCUGCUCCCCACAAUUGAAGACUCCUCUGAGGAGGAUGAGCUCAGAGAGGAAGAAGAAUUGCUAAGAGAACAGGAGCAAAUGAGAGAUCUGGAGCAACAGAGAAUUCGAAGUACUGCUCGGAAAACAAAAAGAGAUAAAGAAGAGCUGCGGGCACAGAGGCGCAGAGAAAGGUCUAAAACUCCCCCCAGUAACCUUUCCCCUAUUGAGGAUGCAUCACCAACAGAGGAGUUGAGACAAGCUGCAGAGAUGGAAGAGCUUCAUAGAUCAUCUUGCUCUGAAUACUCACCUUCUAUGGACUCAGAAGCAGAAGGUUUUGAGAUGAUUGGUGGAAAGCUUUACAAAUCAGGAAAUGAAUUUAACCUUCCAACCUUCACGUCACUCUAUUCACCAACAGAGAAGGCAUCAACAAUGUCACCAUCUGAUAAAACCUUAAAAAGUGCAGAAGAGGUAUAUGAAGAGAUGAUGAGGAAAGCACAACUCAUGCAGAAGCAGGGACAAAAAUGUGCCUCUCAGCCAGAAACUGGCCAUCAUCUUGAUGCUGGAACCUCCCUAACCCCUGGCUCCAGCCCGACACAAGUUACUGCACCAAUGACCUUCUCCCCAUCAGGCAGUGAUUCAAGAAUGGCAGGCAUGCAUGGUGCACAGCAUCUAUCAAAAGAAACACAAAACAGAAUGAUGACACAGAGUGCCAAAAUUGAAGGCGUUGUUGGCGUUGCCACUACCAAAGCUCAAAUUACUCAGGCAGUUUCAGCUCGGCAGGCGGGAAACGCAAUGCCUGUUGGGAACAGAGCAGGCCCCCAGAGGCCAACACAAGCAACACCUGACCCUGGAUCAUCCUCUUUGACAUCCAAAGUCUUUUCACUUUUUAAAGGACCCAGCCCCCCAGUCUCCCCCUCUACUUCUCCAACACAAAGUCCAACACAUGCAGCAUCUGUUCGACCCACAAGCGGUAGCGGUAGACAGCUACCAUCAUUGCCUUCUGGUGCCACAACAGCUCCAGCAUCCCAUGGUGCACAGCCACCUCAAAGGACAAUGUCACCUCGUCUUGUACGACAGCAGUCAUCACAAGAUUCGCCUGUGAUGGUUAUAACACUAGGCUCUGAAAAGUCCAGCCCUGCCAAGCCAAUUACUGUAAACUCAUCCACUUCCCCCUUAUCAUCACCGACACAGGCCAGUUGUAAGACCCUGUAUAGCUCACAGCCUCCUUCAGCAACUUCCCCAACAUCACCUCAAAUGCAUUCAUCUCAACAGCUACAACAUUCUUCACAAAUCAGGCAGAAUAUUGAAAAAGUCAAUGUUGGUGUCAGUGCUGGGACCACAAGUGCGCAAAGUCAUGAUUCAAAGGUCAUGGGCCAAAGUCAAACACAGCAAGACACAAAUGUUGUAGAUCUGAGAGCUCCUAUGAGACCAGCUCCAAUUAUUAUGACAGAUCAAGGAAUGGAUCUAACAUCCCUUGCUUCUGACACUAGAAGAUACUCUUUAGGAGCAGAGCAGUCAUCGAGUAGACACACAGCAGUGCAGCCUCUUAUUAUGAACCUAAACGCACAAGAGCAACCGCAUGUUUCUGUAUCAACCCCAACAACAGUAAGUGUCACUGUUGCAGGGUCAAUGUUUAUGUCUCAACCCAAACAACCUGUUGUAUAUGGAGACCCAUUACAGAAUCGUGUGGAUCUGGGUCAGGGCGUUGGAUCAGCUGUUUGUUUAACCCAAAGUAAAGCACAAAUUACUGAUCCAUCCAUACCCAAAAUUGAUGCCUGUCUGGAAAAUCUUGGCAUACAGCAGCAGCAACUGCAGCUACAGCAGCAGAAGCUCCUGCAGCAGCAGCAACUUCUUGAACAACAGCUCCAGCAGCACCAACAGCAGUCCUCUUUUGCUCGUUACAAUUUAGCCAAUCAAGUACAGCCACUGCUGAUGAAAAAAGAUAUUGUAGUGACCCAGACAGGCAUUGGCCAACCUGUGGUGACUGCUAGUGCCAUACCUAGAGUGUCUCCUCUCGCUCCACCAUCAGCAUCUGGGGCUCUUACUUCCAAUGUACCACUUGAAAUGUAUGGUGGAGUUGCCUUAGAGUUAAAAAAUAAGCCGACUGUUAUGAACCUUUCAACAGGGAAACCCCAUGUUAUGAUGGUACAUAUUGAUGAGAGUAACACAUCAAGAAGUGGCGCACUGACUCAGUUGGUCAAGCGAGAGGAGCAGCCCCCUGCACCACCACCCCCCCCUCCUCCUCAGGUUUUGGAUCUAACUGGACAGCUUAAACAAGAAAACCAAGUGGCUUGUUGUGAUGUUGUUUACAAACUGCCCUUUGCUGGUACCUGUUCAGGGACAUUCUCUCAAAAGCCAACUACAGUGUCCUCAGAUAAAAAUACCACCACCGAAACUUCUCAAGCAACACACCCUCCUCAACCCCCGCACUACAUUGUUAGCCAGCAGCAACAAACACAACACCAGCCUCAAGUUACGCAAGGACUACAUGAAGAACACAAACUAUAUCCACCAGCUAUGGCCUCUCCAGGGAGAUUACAACCCUCUAUGUCUGAUACUAAUCUCCCUUCGAUGACUGAUGCUGGUCCCUAUCAGAAUAAUCUUCAAGGGGGUCUGGCUGUAGAUCUAAGCAGUAUGAAUCAAGGUUAUGAUGGUGGAUAUCUUGGCUUGGGGGCACAAUAUGGAUCUUACACAGACUUGCGUCACCAGGGGGAUUUUGCAGGGCCUUCAUUACCCCUUCGUCGAUAUGGCUCCAUGUCAAAUAUAAACUCUGAUUAUGCCAGUGGUUCACGUGAUCUGACAGGAUCACAGGACUCCAAUUUGGCUCAGUACAGUGCCACUACUGCUAGGGAGAUCAGUCGUAUGUGUGCAGCCCUUAACACUGUCGACCAGUUUGGAAGCCGUUUUGGAAAUAACCCUGAACUGGCAGCAUAUGGGGCUGGAAGAGGAGGACCUUUAGCCAGGUUAAAUCUCCAGCAAAGUUUGGCAUCAAUAAGGGCAAAUUUGCUUUAUGGGCCAGAUAAUAGACAAGCUGUGAAUGGCCAAGCCCUGACAAAUCUAAUCAAUGCGAGACAAGCAAGUAUACGCGCCUUGUACCCUACUGCUAUGAGAGGUGGUGAUGGCAUGAUAUAUUCCACCAUAAACACUCCCAUAGCUUCAACCUUGCCAAUUACUACACAGCCUGCCCCAGUCAUCCGUCCCAUGCCUAGAGGAAUUUACAGACCCUAUCCUACAGGUGUAACUGCUGUACCUUUGGCUAGUCUCACCAGAUUGCCUCCAGUGACUCCCAGAAUGCCUCUGUCCACACAAGGACCAUAUUCCUAUCCCCCUCCAAGCCAGUAUCUUUCAUCUGUCACACCAACAGGAAGUGUUGCAGAUAUAAGCACCUCCCACCAGGAAAUGCCAGUGUACCUUGGGAAGCCUUUAACAACAAUAUCUGGUCCAACAGCUGCCACCGUUCCCCCAACACCACCAGCAGCACACUCAGGAGUACAAAGUGUACCUGCACCUGGUAUACAAACUACAACAGAACAGCAAAUAGACCGAUCUCAGUUUACUUCACAAAGUAUUGCAUCUAUCUCUCAAGUUCAAGGCCAACCUUCACCUGCCCAACAAGUGCAGGCUCAAAUACAGACUCAGCAAUUACCUACCCAGACGGAACCUUUAUCUUUGACUCAAACCCAACUUCAAACACAACCCGUCUGUCAGCUUCAGUCAGUAGUUAUCUCUCAAGGCCAGACACAAGCUGAAACUACCCAAUCACCAAGUUCCAAACUAUCCCCUCCCACUGAUGCACAAAAAAACAAGGAAGAAGAGAAACUCAAUCAGCAACAAGAACAACUGUUGCAGCUAGAGAGAGAACGGGUUGAAUUAGAAAAACUAAGGCAGUUGCGCCUUCAAGAGGAGCUAGAAAGAGAUCGUAUGGAGCUCCAGCGUCACAGAGAAAAAGAGCAAUUGCUUGUUCAACGUGAGAUCCAAGAACUGCAUACAAUCAAACACCACGUCCUACAACAACAACAAGCUGAGAGGGAGACACAGCUUAUAAUGCAAAGAGAACAGUUGGCUCAGCAAAGAAUGCAGCUUGAACAAAUUCAGACUCUGCAGCAGCAGCUUCAGCAGCAACUGGAGGAGCAGAAAAGGCAAAAGACAGCAGCAGUUGAAGCAGCAGCAUCAGCUGCAGCCGUGGCUGCAGCAACAUCAACCCAGAGUGGUAUCCAAGGCGUAGUUGUUGGAGCAGGGGCCCCUCAAGGGUUUAUAAUCUGUGAUCAGACUGGUAGAGUCCUUCAGCAAGAUGGGCAGAGUGUGCAGUUUUGGCAGGAUGGACAAGUUGUCCAAGCAGUGGUGGCUGCUCGACCCAUACAUAGCUCUACCUCUGAAAUGUCUUUGAGAAGCAGUGACAAACAGGGUGAUUCUAAGAUUAUGAAAAAGCAGAAUUCCAUGCCUCGGUUGAGGGAUGGUUCAGAGGAGGACUCUGUCAAAAGAAUUAUAGACAGCUGUGUGCAAACAGAUGAUGAGGAUGGUGAAGAAAGGUACAUGAAUAGACGUAGGAGAACGAGGCGUAUUGCAGACUGCAGUGUACAGACUGAUGAGGAAGACCAGGGAGAAUGGGACCAACAGCCGGUAAGACGCAGACGGUCUCGUGUGUCCAAGCAUUCUGAAUCUAGUGGGGAGGCCAAAUCUGAUGGCACUUCCAAAGUGGUUUCUACAAGUAUAGCUAUUCAGACCACUAAUGACUCGUCAUGUCAAACAGAGUCAGACCUUCUUGGCAGAGUUUCACCUGCAAUCCACAUUACUAUGGCAGAGACCUCAAAAGUUGACCUGUUGCAUUAUAUAGCAGCUCCGGAAAGAACUCACAAAGGAGAAAGUCUAGCCUGCCAGACAGAACCAGAGUCACAUUCUCAGGGAGUAGUCGCCCCUCAGCUGAGUGUCCCUACAACUAUUAGCCCAUACUCAACAAGUCUCCAUAUAGUAGGUGGAAAUGCACCUGACACAACCUCUGCCAGACUCCAAGGAGUUGCUAAGUUUGAGAGGAGGAAACCAGAUCCUCUGGAAAUAGGCUAUCAUCAGCAACAAAAUGAGUCUUCAUCUCGCCAUCCCCCCAAAUCUCCCCAAGUACUGUACUCCCCGGUUUCUCCAUUGUCUCCUCACCGAAUGUUGGAGACAACUUUCGCCUCCCAGGAAAAGCUUAACAAGGCCCACGUUACACCCCAGCAGAAGGCCUUCACUGCUGAAUCUCCACAACGCCAUCAGACACUUCCACGGCCCAUAAAAAGUGUGCAGCGCUCUAUGUCAGAUCCUAAACCUCUUAGCCCAACAUCAGAAGAUCCUGCCAAGAACCGGUUCUCCCCGUAUCAUCAAGUGCUGUCCAACAGUCAGAUGGCCUCCCUGCAGCAGCAGCAGAACUCUCUGAUGAGGAAAGUAAAGAGGACUCUCCCCAGCCCCCCUCCAGAGGAAGCUCCGCUUCCCAUUGUCACUCCAGCACAAAUGUACAGCUCCCCUGGCAUUCCUCAGAGGGUACUUUCAAGACCACCCCAAGGAGUCACCAAGGCUGGCCUGUUGAGCGAAUUAAAAGCGGUGGAGCAAGAGUCAUCAAAGCUCCGCAAGCAACAAGCUGAACUGGAGGAAGAAGAAAAAGAGAUUGAUGCCAAGCUGCGCUAUUUGGAGCUAGGCAUCACUCAACGUAAGGAGACCAUGGUGAAGGAGAGGGAGAGAAGAGAGUUGGCCUACAUGCGAUGUAUGGGGGAUGCUCGAGACUACAUGUCAGACAGUGAACUCAAUAACCUCAGGAUGGCUGCUGCAACAGGAACCUAUGAUGCCAAUGGUUUACUGACAAGACCUAGUACUGCACCACUGAGUCAGUUUAGUAAUGACCUCAAUGCAACAUCUCAGUAUCCCUCAACCUCGUCUUAUAUGCCAUAUCCAUACCCUCAAAGUCAACAAUCAACACAGCAGCCUGUUUCUGUUUACCAGCCAAUAGGUUUCCAAACUCCUCAAUACCCGUCAUCCUCUGCGCCGCAGCCUGGAACAUUCCAGCCCCAUCCUCCGACAGUCCCUGGGUACCAGAACCAGGGAACCUAUUCCUCCCGCUUGUAUGGCCAGUCCUCCUAUCAAACGGACUUCACCAUGCAGCAACAUGGUCACCAGGGCUUCCAUUCACCUGGUCAGCCUAUGCCAGGACAGAGCCUUCCUUAUCCUAGCCACAGUUCCUACCAGCCUGCCCUCACCUACCAACCGCAGGCAGAGAUCCUUACAGUCCAUCAAAGACCGAGGCAAACGUCUUUGGCUGACCUUGAACAAAAACUCCCCACCAAUUAUGAAAUCAUUGGUAACCCAGUAGUCUCAGUGGCCACAUCUGCUCCAGACACCAACUUUGGACCAGCUUACAGCAACGCAUAUGGACAAUAUCGCCCCCCUGAGCCUGGCCUUACUCACUCUGUGGACAGUCCCACCUCUGCUUACACUUCAGAUGGUCUUUACACGUCCAACCUGGAGCAGAAUAUUCCAAGGAAUUAUGUGAUGAUUGAUGACAUAAGUGAGUUGACAAAAGAAAAUGCUGGUCAGCCAACUGAUGCUCUUGGUCAUCCUGUAGCAGGGCGGUAUCGCAGUGAGAAUGGCUCUGCACGAGGAACUGGCUAUGAGGAGCCUGUUGAUGCUUAUGGAAGACCUACAGGAUCAGCUGGUUACCAAAGCCAAGUGGACAGUCGCACAAGCACCACAGCGAGUGGAGGCUCAUCUUAUUACUAUGAUGAUUAUAAACAUUCCUCUCGUUCUGGUGGCCACAAAAUCUCCUCCAAAAGUCUUGCUCCUGCUGUAGUCUCCUCUAAACGUAGUAAGCACAGGAAACAGGGAAUGGAGCAAAAGAUUUCCAAAUUUUCACCUAUUGAGGAAGCUCGGGAUGUGGAGUCAGAUCUUGCUUCUUACACAAUGACAACAUCAACUGCAGGCACUUGCCCAGCUGGGUCAAGAUCUAAGAAGCUUCAAGAUGAUGUUACCUAUGGAAUGAAGAAAAAUGCAUAUGAUCAACCAAAAUAUUAUGGUACUAGCCAUGAGGGUCUUGAAGAGGAUGACCACAUGUACAACUCUGGAAGGUCCAGAUCUACUGGAUACGGUAUGGACAAGAUUUCCUCCAGAGGCACUACAGGCCACCGCAGCAAAUCCUACGAAAGAGAUGCUAUGGAGCGAUCUCAUAGAAGCAGCCGUAGUGGACGUCCUCCAAUGCGAACUCAGAAUUCAGAAGAGGAGAGUCCACUUAGUCCUGUUGGGAAGCCUGUAGGUAUAGGAAGAAGCUCUGCCAUGUCGGAGGCCCACGAUGUAAGAAACCAGUACGGUUCCAGCCAUUCGUUGCCAGAUGUGCAAGACCACCACAAGAAAGAACUCCCCAGAAGUCACGUCUAUAAACCAGAUGAUCCUUAUCUCGUAGAUGACAUGCAUUGUGCUGUUUCUGAUAGUGAAGCCUAUCAUUUGGGCCAAGAGGAGACUGAUUGGUUUGAGAAACCACGUGAGGCCCGUUCUGAUCGCUCAAGACAUCAUGGGAGUGGAGGUCACUCCUCCACAGGGAGACGUAGUAAACACACGUACCAUGACUAUGAUGAGCCUCCAGAGGAAUACUGUCAACAGGAUGAGUACAACCAGUGCCACCCUUCCUCUUCAUCACGGGACCACCGCCACCACGCCAGCAACUCCGGUAGACAUAGUUCCUCUCGUCACUCCUCGGAGGACCCUAAGUCUUCACGGUCUUCCAGGACGCAACCUAAAGACCAAUCUGGUCGCACUGAUGGCAGGAUUUCCUCAUCUACACAGAGACGGAGCGGUACAGACUCUCGCUCUACACAUGGAAGCCCACGCAACUCAGGAGACUUCUCUCGUGAGUCGGUCUCCACUCAUCACCACGGCACUGGGGGACGGAACCAGAGAUCUCAAGGUGAUCGCACAACUGGUAGGAGACAAGAUCCUUCUAAGCCACAGAACCAGCAGCCACCUCAGGGACACGGUGGGCAGCAGCGAUUAGAUGGUCAGCGGCAGACUGGAAGACAUUCAGGUUCUGAACAACUUGAUGGUAGCCAGCAGGUGCAGCAGCAUCAACAGAGUGUACAACAACAGCAGCAGCCGCCGCCACAGCACAAUCAGACCCCGCAGAGUAGCCAGCAAGCUACAAAUGCUGCAUCUGGACCACCACAGCAGCAGCAGCAACAGCAACAGCAGCAGCAGCAGCAACAGCAGCAGCAGCAGCAGCAGCAGCAGCAGCAGCAGCAGCAGCAGCAGCAGCAAGCCAAACUUGGACAAGCUCCAUCACAGCAACGCCAACCAGGAGUCGGGUCUGCAGCAGGGCAGCCGGGGAAAAUGGAUGCCACGCCUGCUGCUGUUGGCCCAGGAAUGACACCUGCAACAGGAAUCGCAGCAGCCCCUCAGCCUUCCAAAAUAGCCACACCACCUCUAACUGGCAUUGGCACCAAGGCGGCUCCCAUUGGAAUUGGUAGCAAGCCUGUAGGAAUAGGAAGUGCUGCAGCAGGUCAGGCACCAGGUCCUGAAGGCGAAAACGUUCUAACCAAAAUCCUGCAGGGAGGGGCAGCAGAGCAGGCAGGAAAACUGGGAGAUGCUUUGUCUGGCUUGGGGAAAAAGUUCACCUCAUUCUGGUGAACUAAUAGAUGGGAAUGCAGAAAUGACAUAAGACUGACUGGUUGCUUUGUACUGGAAAACCUAUGAAACCACCUUACAUAUAUUUUACAUCCAAAAACAAAGAAGAAAACAAAGAAUGAUCCUGAAUGCAUCAACCUGGAAUCAAAGGAUGCCUUGUCAGCACUGAAUUCCCCAGACACUGGCUCACGAUUGAAGUGAAUUAAAUAUGGGGGAUCGCGUUGUCAGCAGGCUGUUACAAGACAUGAGAGGAGGACUGAAGAGGCCUGAAAGUAAGUGGAGGCUUUGAAAGAACUGUGGUCCCAGACUGACGAUCUUGUAGAUGUCUGGGACCUCAUUAGAACAAUGGUCAGUAAUGAGGAAGUGGUGAAGUGGAGGGAGAAAGCAACGCUGCUUUCUUUGAUCAUGCAGAGGAAUGCUCCUGCAUGGACUGCAUGGAGAAAAGGCAGUACAAUCUUCACUAACAGAGGAUGGGGGUUUAUUGGACAACUUGUCCAUGCGUGUCGCCUCUUGCAAAAGAUGCCUCACAGCGCCCUCUGCAGAGAUUUCAUUGCAACACCACUUGCCCCUGAGAAAUUCAGGUUGUAAUGGGAUUCUUGAUUCUACACUGAUGCUUUGGGAGCAUUCUCAAAAAAAAAAAAAAAAGAUUGAAUUGCAUAGGAUUUCCUUGUCUCAAAGAAACCACUCUUACCCCACGAUGACAACACGUACUUGGAACCGACGGAGCUUUUAACGACAACAACAAAGCAACUUGGAGAUUCUAUCAAAAUCCUUGAAAUGCUUCUCCACAGUACAUUCCAGUAUAAGGAGCUUGACCAGUUCUCUGAAUGUGUUUUUAAUUUCUUGUCUCUUCGUUAUGGUGUCUACAGAAUGCAUUGUGUAAAUGUGGACAUGAGAAUGCACGCACAAAUGGAAAAAAAAAGAAAAAAAAAAUCUGAAAAAAUAAGCCCAUAUCAGUCCUUUUUUCACCACUUAUAUAAGAUGCCGCUACUCGUUAGGUGUUGUUUUUUUAAAGGAAGGGACUUACUACCAGCGUGCCCAAACGUGUGAGAUUCACGCAGAUGAGAGGACCAAAUGAAAGAGUGGCCACGGCUCUUUAUCAGCCAUCACCAAGCCAUCAUUACAGACAUCCUUUUUUAUUGAUUUGUCUCAUCUUUUGUUUAUUUUUUUAUUUUGUUUUCUUGUUCUUUUGCCUGAUGAUGAAUGGAAGAGCCUUAUUCAAUUAUGUUUUUACUUGUAUACCUCAUGUUUUAAGAUGUCCACAUCAUUAUGAAUUUCUUUUUACACUGUAUACUAUUGUAUGUACAUAAAACAAAUCAGAGAUCUAUGAUGUAAAUUUGUCAUUUGUGUAUUUAAUGAGUCACUCUCCAGUGAAUUUCUUUUUUUCUUUUUUUUUUUUUUUGCUGUGUUAUUUUUUUUUUGUAAAACUUUAUAUUUUCACUUUGUAUUUGUUUGAAUCUGUUAUCGCAUCAAAUAAUUUGCUUCUUGGUUUUUAAAAGCAAUAGCAUGCAGCAAAUGGUAUAUAGCACAAGAGUAAAAAUGUGUUUUGUUUUGUUUUUCAAUUACUGAUAGGGGGUAUCAAACAAAAAGGAGUAAGAUCUGUCAGACGGUUUACAGCCACAACACCAUGCAUGACAAUGUUCAGAUAAGAGCAUGCAGACAGACGGACACACUAUAUAUUUAUCUGUUACAAGCUCAUACAUGCGUUGCACACUUUGCAAUCCCAGUUUCACUUCAGAGCCAAGGCUAAUUGAGUUUUCACCAACUAGACUUGUUAACCUCCUGCUGAUUAAUGAGGUUACCAGUUCGCUAACAAGCUGGGCCCACUGCCUGCUUUUCUGCACGACACACACAGAACAACACAGAUACAGGAGAGGAUGAAAAAGCAAUUAUCAAAGUCAAACGUUCUAUGCAAUGAGUCAUUUUGAAUCGUGGAAGUGAUUCACUCUAAAGCAGUUUAUUACCAUCGCUGUAUUCACAACAAAACAUUAGAAUCAUGAACAGAAAAUAGGUUAAAAAAGAAAAAAAACAAGAACUGAAAAUGUUUUUACCUGGAAUCUUGUCUGUAUGAAUUUGAAUACUGAGUAUUGAUCUAGACUUGUGUUUAUUUUCGUGGCAUGUUCUUAACCCUCUCACUUUCACCACACCGUGGGGAAGGGCGGGAACUCGUUGCCAAAGGGUAAACUUGCGUAGAUUGUCGGUUUUAUGAAUGUCCACCAUCGUGUUGCUUUUGAAGCAUGGGGUUUUGCUUGGCUUCAUCUGGCUGUUGUUUUUUUUAAUUUGUUUUUGGUUGUUUUGUAAUCCCUCAUUCAGUCGUCGUGCAUUUUGGCUGACCUGUUUGGCUUGCAGUGACUGUCUGUGCUGCUAUAAACCUGUAAUGCAGAUGGUCGGGCACUUCCCAUCAAUUCGUGUCAGUGUACAUAUUGAGUGUCAAUAUAACCUGUGGGGUGAAUGGAAUGCUUAUAUUGGAUAUACUUCACUGUUGACUCAACCCACACAGAAGCCAAGCCAUUUGAAAGGUGCAUGAUUAGAUUCUUCUUGAUCGUCGUGGAAAAAAUUAUAAAAGAAAGAUAAGUCAGGCAUGAUUUUAAGAAGGUUUGCCUCACUAACCUUGGCUUUAAGCAGCCAAUGAUGGGACUAUCAGUGAGUUAAAAUGUUCAGCCAGUCAUUCAGAAAUCAGGGCAUGUCAUUUGGAAACCACAAGCCUGACUGGUGGCGCUCGCUGCUCAGCAGAGCGCAGAAACAGGUUGCGUAACGGCGCCUCUCUCAAGAUGUGCGGCAGAACAAAGCAGAGGUGCAUUGUGGUCGAUAAGAGAUGAAAACAGCCUUCAGUGCAGCCACACGAAUGAGAAGAGGGGCAGACAGACACAUUCUCACAUUCCUUACUGUAAAUACAACCUCAUUCCUCUGUACAGCUUUUCAGUUUGGAGUACGGCUGCCGUGCAUCCCCAUGCCGUAUUUGCUGCCAACUUUUGUGUAUAAAAAUAUUUAUUAUGACCACAAUGAUGAUGAUGAUGAUAAUAAUGAUGACACUAAUAAUGAUGGUUAUUAUUAUUAUUGCAUAAGCCUAGUGUAAGUGGCUGACUUGUAAUGACUCUUUACAACAGUGGAACUAAACUCUUGUACAUAUCCACCCAUCCAGUGUGUGUAGAGUUUCUCUACAAAUUGUACUGAGAAAAUCUGCAGCAGGAAACCUUUGUCUGGCAAACAGAAGGUUAUCAGUUUUGAUGGAUGUGAUAUGCGAGGUGAGACGAGGGGAAAAAAGAAACUACAAAUCUGGAAAAUGUCAUUCACUGUUGUCAGCGCAAUGGGCAAAAUGUCAGUCGUGUAUCCAUUGUGAAACCCUUGUGUUCUAUUCAGUGUAUUCCUGUGAAAAGAGUACAUUUUGGUGCAUCAUGUCAAGUAAUGUGAAAAUAUUGACCCUGCAAUUUCCAAAAGGAGAAUCGAAUAAAAAGAAAAAAGUUUAUUGUGA